CAUGAAGGUUAUGGGCCUGCAUGGAAACCCCUUGCCAUUGCUAGGGAAAAAUUGAGCCCCGCACUUUCCUAACCCUCAGUUUUGGGAUAGAAAGAGAACCACACCCUCUUUCUGACUGAGGGAAGGAAAAAAAAGAUGAGGGUUUCUGCUUAUUCUGUGAAACCUUUCAUGGGACUUUUCAUUCUUCUCACCUGUGAAAAUGUUCAUCGGGUGUCAAGCAGCUCAGCGUUGACCUGCUACGUAUGCAAGCCACCUUUUUCCGGCGAUUCAACCAGCAAGAAUGCUGCCAAUGACGUGAGGAACACUCAAUAUGGAAUGUUUUUGGAUCAAUCCUCCAUUCAAACAUGCGACACAUUUUCACCAACUGGAGCAGCAUUCCAAAAGUCUUGCAAAACUGAAGAACCUGACAAAGUUGUUGUUUGCAACACCAUCACCAAUGGAAUUUGGGUAGCAAGAUCCUGCGAGACAAUUUUUGCUGACGAUGCUCCAAAAUGCAGCCUGAAAAGCGGAGUGAGGAGUUGUCAGUGUGACGUUUAUCUCUGCAACCAAAACUCCUCGGUUUCUCACAAGGUUUUACCCUUGCUCAUAAUUUUCUCAAUCAUCGUCUCACUGGCUUCAAUGCUUCUUUAAUUCCAAUUUUUUUUCGUCAAAUGGAAGCCGGUUUAUCAGCCUACUCAAUUAUUUUCCCUGAAACAUCACAAAUGUAUUCUCACGGAUACCAUAUAUUAAUUUAGUAUGAAAUCGUUCACCUCAACCAAAUCCACGUUUUGAGACGGAUUUGUUGUUAAAACUACCCAAUGACUGACGGAAUGCAAUAAACAUCACAUGGUGAACAAAGGAAAAGA
Molecule: messenger RNA, 845 nt
Organism: Notodromas monacha
Lineage: Eukaryota; Metazoa; Arthropoda; Ostracoda; Podocopida; Cyprididae
Source: the annotation of a GenBank genome assembly